This is a messenger RNA of Pleuronectes platessa (European plaice), 1265 nucleotides long. Its product is annotated as 1-acylglycerol-3-phosphate O-acyltransferase ABHD5. Lineage: Eukaryota; Metazoa; Chordata; Actinopteri; Pleuronectiformes; Pleuronectidae. The transcript has 7 exons. Gene Ontology annotation, cellular component: lipid droplet. Bases 51 to 1139 code for a protein of 362 amino acids. The record is from RefSeq and is a predicted model, not a curated record. Gene Ontology annotation, molecular function: catalytic activity. Gene Ontology annotation, biological process: negative regulation of triglyceride storage; positive regulation of triglyceride catabolic process.
AAAAUAACUGUUAGCAGGCAGUCCCCCUCACUGUCUCGAGACAGUUCACCAUGCAGAGGAUGACGGAGGAGCUCCAGUCCGCCCCCGAGCAGAGCUCCUGGAUGUCGAGUUGGAUUCCCUCCUGGUGCCCCACUUCUCCCACUCAGCUCAAAGAUGCCGAGGAAAAAAUGCUCAAGAGUGUGAGGCGGCCUUUCUCCAGGCAACAUGUCCACAUAUCCAACAACAACUCUUUGUGGACAGUAGCAUUCUCCACUCAUCUGCAGCCAUCCUCUCCAUCUUGCCCCCAAGUCCCGCCCAGGCCUCCUCUGGUUCUCCUGCACGGCAUCGGGGGCGGUGUUGCCCUCUGGGCCCAAAACUUGGACUCUCUCUCUAGCGAUGGCCCAGUCUACGCUCUGGACCUGCUGGGCUUCGGCAGGAGCAGCCGCCCCGAGUUCAGCGCCGACCCGGAAGGAGCCGAGGAGCAGUUCUUGGCAGCGCUGGAGGAGUGGAGGGAAAAGGUGGGACUGGAGGAAAUGGUGCUGCUGGGACACAACCUCGGAGGAUACCUGGCUGCUGCCUACACUCUCAAGCAUCCUCACAGGGUAAAAAGUCUGCUGCUGGUUGAGCCGUGGGGAUUCCCUGAACGUCCCGACAACCCCAACCAUAACUCCAUCCCAGUGUGGAUCAGAGCCAUAGGGGCUGUCAUGAGCCCCUUCAACCCUCUGGCUGGACUCAGGCUUGCUGGACCACUGGGUCCAAUGUUGGUUCAGACCAUCAGGUCCGAUUUCAAACAGAAAUACUCGUCUGUGUUCGAUGACAACACAGUGUCUGACUACAUCUACCACCUGAACGCCCAGACGCCAAGCGGAGAAACAGCCUUUAGGAACAUGACUAUUCCCUACGGCUGGGCUAAGAGACCGAUGCUGGAGAGGAUCGGCCAGAUUCAAGCCGACAUUCCCAUUUCCUUCAUCUAUGGAUCCCGCUCCAGCAUCGACAGCAACCCUGGCUGCGCUUUGAAGACAACUAGACCAGACGUGGAAAUCACAGUGAUCCGAGGAGCGGGCCAUUAUGUUUUCGCCGACCAACCAGAUGACUUCAACCAGGCGGUCCUAAGGAUCCUCGCCAGAACAGCCAGCAGAAGUGAGGAUGAGGAGCAGUGAGAGUUCCUUCAUUCUGAAAAUACACAGGAGAGCACAGGGAUAAAGUGACACUGCACCGCCACAACAGUUCAACUGUUCUGCCUCUUUGUCAUGCACUUUAGUCUUGAGACACCCAUAGAUGAUUGA